AUCAAGGGCAGAGAGAGCGGGGCGAUACGAGGAUCCAUGAGAAACGCUCUGAAGAGGACACCGCUUCAGUAUCACGGUUGUGCGGGGAUUCAGCCAUGGAUGCAGGGAGGCUGGAGCAGCAGGUGGCCAGUGUGGACAGAGGCAUCGCCUUCCUGAAGCAGGAGCACCUGGCCAUGCUGACGGGUCUGCAGCUGGAGAUCACACACCUGAAGAGGCGCUGUCAUGAGCUAAGCUGUGAGCUGGACUCCAGGUUUCCUGACAGAAACACAGAAGAGGAGGAAGCAGAGCUGGCAGCACGAUGUGAGGCCGCUGAGCGCCUCCUAGAGGACCAGCAGUGCAUGAUGGUCGCUGCACGCGGGGAGCUGAGGGCCGGCAGGGCACGAGCGUCGGCGCUCGGGAGGAGCCUCAGGGAGGAAGAGCGAUGCUUCCUGGAGGAACUGAAACGGCGCAGCCACAAGAUCACGCUGCUGAGUCGCGAGCUGCAGCGCCAAAAUGUCAUCACCACGAGCCUCUGCCACGAGCUCCACACUGCUCGCUUAAAACUGUUCCAGCAGCGGCAGAGCACAGAGUCUGCUGCAGAGGGAGAGGAGGAGCCCGGGAGAAAGGAGGGAGAAGAAGGAGAGGAAGAGGAGGAUGAAGAGGAUGAGGAGGAUGAAGACGAUGAAGGGGAGGGCUCAGACUGGCUUCUGUCGCCGCCUCCUCCAGCCUCUCCCAGCCAACCAGACGCGAGACACAAGAGGCGUGUCAGCGUGAGGGAGGAGAGAGUCCGAGCUUGCGUCCCGCAGGAAAGAGUGACAUCACCACAGAGGCCCCACCCCAUGCCUGACCCCGCCCUCUUCUUGGUGCCACUUAGGUACCGCCUCCUUCGCUUGAACCAACCAAUCAGAACGCAGGAUGGGGAGGGGCUGGAGGAUGAGUGGGAGGACAUAGAGGACAGCAGGGUGCACAGGAGGGUGGACAUGGGAGCAGGAGAGGGAGAAACUGCCCUGUGAUGAAGAAAGAAAGACAACGUUGUCUUCCAGCAGGCCUCGGCCCACAUCAACCAACAUCUGAUGCAGUUAUUCUAGAAAAAAGCUUGCGAUGAGAGAGAUGUAACCUUGUGAUUGUCUGUAGAUUUCAGGAAGCGAGUUAGAUAUUUAGAGUUAGUUGCACAGGAGCGUGUGAUCAAACGUACACAUUAACUGAAUUUGUCACAUUGAUGGUGCAGCAUGUGCUUUGAAAAUGUGAAGAAACGAGUCGGUCAGCGAAGACUGACUGUUUCAUAUUGACGCCUUUUGAUUUUAACACAGUCGAUCACGGCUUUUGCCUGUAACCAGUAGCCUUGCCUCUGGGUCUAUGAACACUCACAGGGAACUGUUCGAAGUGGCAACCUGCUUUUGCACUGCA
Molecule: messenger RNA, 1386 nt
Organism: Chelmon rostratus (copperband butterflyfish)
Lineage: Eukaryota; Metazoa; Chordata; Actinopteri; Chaetodontiformes; Chaetodontidae
Product: coiled-coil domain-containing protein 92
Exons: 4
Coding region: 96-992 (298 amino acids)
Source: RefSeq, a predicted model, not a curated record